GAUCGAGAACUUCAGAAGAUGAGUCCAACAAUAUACCUAAGCUGCCUGGUGGUCAUCAUCGGAAGCUUCGCGUGGACAGUCCAAGGAAGCUUUGAUUCUGAUAGUGCUCAUGUGGUUAAUGCCUACAGAAAUGCUUCUCCAGAUUCCGUCAGGGACAGCAAUGUCCAUCUCCUAGUGACUUUUCUCGCCAAGUACGGCGAUCAGAUCCAGUUAACCCCCGAACAACGAACCCGAGCUAAUGAUAUUGUCAGACAAUACAAUGCGGAGAAGGCCAACCAACCGUUGGUGGAAGGAGUGCCAGCUCAGGGCGGUUGGUUAACGAAACUUGUCAAGGCGAUCGUCAUACAAUUGGGCAUCGAACUCGCCUCUGAGGGAAUUAAAAAAGCUACGGGAGCUAAGGACUAG
This is a messenger RNA of Drosophila kikkawai, 405 nucleotides long. Its product is annotated as protein Turandot M-like. NCBI's taxonomy places the organism in Eukaryota, Metazoa, Arthropoda, Insecta, Diptera, Drosophilidae. Gene Ontology annotation, biological process: immune system process. The record is from RefSeq and is a predicted model, not a curated record.